UAAGAAGUUACAGUCUUAUUGAUCUCUAAGUACACAGCGGAACGUGUGUGCUGAUACGGACAUUGUUUCUUUGUCACCAACGCCCAAGUAAAUCGAAACCAAAAAAACUUUAGUUCACUUCAAUGUUAUCAGCAAAAUGAGGACAUCAUCGGUUUUCAUGCUAACCGUUGUGGUGGCCAUUUGUGCUGUGAAUGCCAGAGCGAGUUUUGUUCCCUUGGGAUUAUCACCAGCGGGUCAUUAUGUAGUGUUGCCCCAUAAUCCAAGUGUUCUUGUGAACGCGGUAGGAGUUCCAGUGGGAGGUGCGGAUGGAAGUGCUGCUGCUGCUGAUGCCGCGGUAGCAAUUGCUGAUGCAGUGCAACAAGCUGCCGAUCAUGCAAACCAGGCUGCCGAAUCGUUUGCCAACGCUAAUGCUGAAGCUGCACAAGCUGCCGUGGAAGCUGCCCAAGCUCAAGCCGAUGCUGUUAAUAACCAAGUAGUAGCCGCCUCAGAGGCUGCACGUGCCCAGGCGGAAGCACUUAGAUCGCAAUCAGAGGCUGUAGCGCAAGCUGCUGCCCAAGCAGCCAACGCCCAAGCUGAAGCUGUUAACGCUCAAGCCGCAGGUGCAGCUGAAUCGGCUGCCCAAGCUGCUGCUGCCGCCAACGACCAAGCUGUUGCCAAUGCUCAAGCUGCUGCCGAUGCUCAAGCUGCUGCUGCUGAAGCUAUCAACGCCCAGGCGGCAGCAAACGCUCAAGCUGCCGCCGAUGCUCAAGCUGCUGCCAUUGCUAAUGCCAAAGCAGUUGCUGCUGCAAAUGCCAGAGCCGCAGCUGAUGCUGCUGCCAAUGCCCAGGCUGCUUUGAAUGCUCAAGCAGCUCUAAAUGCCCAAGCUGCUCAAGCCGCAGCAAAUGCUCAAUUGGCUGCCCAGGCUAAUGCUGCCGCUGCUGCCAAUGCCCAGGCUGCAGUCAAUGUUCAAGCUGCUUUAAAUGCCCAGGCUGCUGCUAAUGCUGCUGCUGCCAAUUCUGCAGCAGCUGCUGGUGCAGUAGCCGCUGGUGCUCCAGGAGCUCCUGGAAGUCCAGGUGGUCUCGGAGGUGGUGGUGGUCCUGGAGGUUUGGGUGGCCUAGGAGGUUUUUCAUCUGGCUUAGCUGGUGCUGGAGGAGCAGGUGGUGGUGGAGGUGCUUUCGGAGGUCCUGGAGGUUUAGGUGGUAGUGGCCCUGCCGGUGGCGGCGGUGCUGGAGCUGGUGGAGCCGCUGCUGGUGGCGGCGGCGGAGGUGGAGGAGGUGCUGGUGCUGGACCCUUAGGAGGCGAUGGUGGUGGUGGUGCAGGUGCUGGUGGUGCUGCUGGAAAUAGUUACGUCUCAGGUGUUAGUGGUGGUAAUGGAGGAAAUGGUGGUGGUUCUUAUGGCCUAUGUGGUCCAGAUGGUCCCGACGGUGCUGAUGGUCCCUCAGGUCCCGAUGGCUCAACAGGUGGUCAUGGUGGCAAGGGCGGCAAAGGUGGUUGCGUAGGCAGUGGUGGGGGAGGAGGAGGUGGCGGCGGCGGUGGUGCUGCUCCCCUUGCUGGACCAGCCCCAGUGUGGCCUCACGCCCUUCAUGUUAAUGUGUUACCCUGGUAAAUAUUUUUUUGUUGAAAACUGCAUUCCAGUAGAUCAACUAAACCCCAAUGACUUUGAAUUGUGAUUUGUUUAUAAGAACAACGACUCGACCUGUCUUUAUAUAGGACAAUUUUAAAUGAAAUGAAGCUGCAUACAUAUUGUUUAUCGAAUAAUUGCAAUGUAUAAAACAGUUUUAAAGUAAAAUAAAAUUAACCUUAGUCUUAA
Stomoxys calcitrans (stable fly) is the source of this 1789-nucleotide messenger RNA. RefSeq names its product glycine, alanine and asparagine-rich protein. Lineage: Eukaryota; Metazoa; Arthropoda; Insecta; Diptera; Muscidae. Bases 137 to 1585 code for a protein of 482 amino acids. The record is from RefSeq and is a predicted model, not a curated record. The transcript has 4 exons.